This is a messenger RNA of Tympanuchus pallidicinctus (lesser prairie-chicken), 8966 nucleotides long. RefSeq names its product mucin 16, cell surface associated (gene MUC16). NCBI's taxonomy places the organism in Eukaryota, Metazoa, Chordata, Aves, Galliformes, Phasianidae. The transcript has 65 exons. The record is from RefSeq and is a predicted model, not a curated record. The coding region runs from base 1 to 7011 and encodes 2336 amino acids.
AUGCAAGACAUCUCCAGCCAGCCUGCUGAAACGUCCACCGCUGCAACAUCCAGCACAGCUAUCACAGCCACUUCUGCUCUGCUCACAAGCACCAAUGCAGGCCCCACUACUUCCACCACCAUCUUCACUUCACCUCCCACUCGGCCACCAACCACACCUCCAGGCCUCGAGCGUUUCACCGUCAACUUCACCAUCACCAAUCUCCCCUACGAUUCCGACCUGCACGUUCCUCACUCGGCCAAGCUCAACAGCACCCAGAGGGUCAUGACCACCUUGCUCAACCGCCUUCUCAAGGACACCAGCAUUGGCCCCAAUUUCCUUGGAUGUGCAACGACAGCCUUCAGGUCCCUGAGGCAAGGCGACAACACAGGCGUGGACCUCGUCUGCAGCUACAGGAAGGAGCCCUCCAGCCCUGACUUGGACAGGGUGGGCCUUUACCACGAAGUGAGCAACAAGACCAGAGCCGUCACGCGCCUGGGCCCCUACAGCCUGGACAGGACCAGCCUCUACGUCAACGGUUACAACGAACAGCCAGUGACGCGGCCAGUGACGCCCACUCCCACUCGGCCACCAACCACACCUCCAGGCCUCGAGCGUUUCACCGUCAACUUCACCAUCACCAAUCUCCCCUACGAUUCCGACCUGCACGUUCCUCACUCGGCCAAGCUCAACAGCACCCAGAGGGUCAUGACCACCUUGCUCAACCGCCUUCUCAAGGACACCAGCAUUGGCCCCAAUUUCCUUGGAUGUGCAACGACAGCCUUCAGGUCCCUGAGGCAAGGCGACAACACAGGCGUGGACCUCGUCUGCAGCUACAGGAAGGAGCCCUCCAGCCCUGACUUGGACAGGGUGGGCCUUUACCACGAAGUGAGCAACAAGACCAGAGCCGUCACGCGCCUGGGCCCCUACAGCCUGGACAGGACCAGCCUCUACGUCAACGGUUACAACGAACAGCCAGUGACGCGGCCAGUGACGCCCACUCCCACUCGGCCACCAACCACACCUCCAGGCCUCGAGCGUUUCACCGUCAACUUCACCAUCACCAAUCUCCCCUACGAUUCCGACCUGCACGUUCCUCACUCGGCCAAGCUCAACAGCACCCAGAGGGUCAUGACCACCUUGCUCAACCGCCUUCUCAAGGACACCAGCAUUGGCCCCAAUUUCCUUGGAUGUGCAACGACAGCCUUCAGGUCCCUGAGGCAAGGCGACAACACAGGCGUGGACCUCGUCUGCAGCUACAGGAAGGAGCCCUCCAGCCCUGACUUGGACAGGGUGGGCCUUUACCACGAAGUGAGCAACAAGACCAGAGCCGUCACGCGCCUGGGCCCCUACAGCCUGGACAGGACCAGCCUCUACGUCAACGGUUACAACGAACAGCCAGUGACGCGGCCAGUGACGCCCACUCCCACUCGGCCACCAACCACACCUCCAGGCCUCGAGCGUUUCACCGUCAACUUCACCAUCACCAAUCUCCCCUACGAUUCCGACCUGCACGUUCCUCACUCGGCCAAGCUCAACAGCACCCAGAGGGUCAUGACCACCUUGCUCAACCGCCUUCUCAAGGACACCAGCAUUGGCCCCAAUUUCCUUGGAUGUGCAACGACAGCCUUCAGGUCCCUGAGGCAAGGCGACAACACAGGCGUGGACCUCGUCUGCAGCUACAGGAAGGAGCCCUCCAGCCCUGACUUGGACAGGGUGGGCCUUUACCACGAAGUGAGCAACAAGACCAGAGCCGUCACGCGCCUGGGCCCCUACAGCCUGGACAGGACCAGCCUCUACGUCAACGGUUACAACGAACAGCCAGUGACGCGGCCAGUGACGCCCACUCCCACUCGGCCACCAACCACACCUCCAGGCCUCGAGCGUUUCACCGUCAACUUCACCAUCACCAAUCUCCCCUACGAUUCCGACCUGCACGUUCCUCACUCGGCCAAGCUCAACAGCACCCAGAGGGUCAUGACCACCUUGCUCAACCGCCUUCUCAAGGACACCAGCAUUGGCCCCAAUUUCCUUGGAUGUGCAACGACAGCCUUCAGGUCCCUGAGGCAAGGCGACAACACAGGCGUGGACCUCGUCUGCAGCUACAGGAAGGAGCCCUCCAGCCCUGACUUGGACAGGGUGGGCCUUUACCACGAAGUGAGCAACAAGACCAGAGCCGUCACGCGCCUGGGCCCCUACAGCCUGGACAGGACCAGCCUCUACGUCAACGGUUACAACGAACAGCCAGUGACGCGGCCAGUGACGCCCACUCCCACUCGGCCACCAACCACACCUCCAGGCCUCGAGCGUUUCACCGUCAACUUCACCAUCACCAACCUCCCCUACGAUUCCGACCUGCACGUUCCUCACUCGGCCAAGCUCAACAGCACCCAGAGGGUCAUGACCACCUUGCUCAACCGCCUUCUCAAGGACACCAGCAUUGGCCCCAAUUUCCUUGGAUGUGCAACGACAGCCUUCAGGUCCCUGAGGCAAGGCGACAACACAGGCGUGGACCUCGUCUGCAGCUACAGGAAGGAGCCCUCCAGCCCUGACUUGGACAGGGUGGGCCUUUACCACGAAGUGAGCAACAAGACCAGAGCCGUCACGCGCCUGGGCCCCUACAGCCUGGACAGGACCAGCCUCUACGUCAACGGUUACAACGAACAGCCAGUGACGCGGCCAGUGACGCCCACUCCCACUCGGCCACCAACCACACCUCCAGGCCUCGAGCGUUUCACCGUCAACUUCACCAUCACCAAUCUCCCCUACGAUUCCGACCUGCACGUUCCUCACUCGGCCAAGCUCAACAGCACCCAGAGGGUCAUGACCACCUUGCUCAACCGCCUUCUCAAGGACACCAGCAUUGGCCCCAAUUUCCUUGGAUGUGCAACGACAGCCUUCAGGUCCCUGAGGCAAGGCGACAACACAGGCGUGGACCUCGUCUGCAGCUACAGGAAGGAGCCCUCCAGCCCUGACUUGGACAGGGUGGGCCUUUACCACGAAGUGAGCAACAAGACCAGAGCCGUCACGCGCCUGGGCCCCUACAGCCUGGACAGGACCAGCCUCUACGUCAACGGUUACAACGAACAGCCAGUGACGCGGCCAGUGACGCCCACUCCCACUCGGCCACCAACCACACCUCCAGGCCUCGAGCGUUUCACCGUCAACUUCACCAUCACCAAUCUCCCCUACGAUUCCGACCUGCACGUUCCUCACUCGGCCAAGCUCAACAGCACCCAGAGGGUCAUGACCACCUUGCUCAACCGCCUUCUCAAGGACACCAGCAUUGGCCCCAAUUUCCUUGGAUGUGCAACGACAGCCUUCAGGUCCCUGAGGCAAGGCGACAACACAGGCGUGGACCUCGUCUGCAGCUACAGGAAGGAGCCCUCCAGCCCUGACUUGGACAGGGUGGGCCUUUACCACGAAGUGAGCAACAAGACCAGAGCCGUCACGCGCCUGGGCCCCUACAGCCUGGACAGGACCAGCCUCUACGUCAACGGUUACAACGAACAGCCAGUGACGCGGCCAGUGACGCCCACUCCCACUCGGCCACCAACCACACCUCCAGGCCUCGAGCGUUUCACCGUCAACUUCACCAUCACCAACCUCCCCUACGAUUCCGACCUGCACGUUCCUCACUCGGCCAAGCUCAACAGCACCCAGAGGGUCAUGACCACCUUGCUCAACCGCCUUCUCAAGGACACCAGCAUUGGCCCCAAUUUCCUUGGAUGUGCAACGACAGCCUUCAGGUCCCUGAGGCAAGGCGACAACACAGGCGUGGACCUCGUCUGCAGCUACAGGAAGGAGCCCUCCAGCCCUGACUUGGACAGGGUGGGCCUUUACCACGAAGUGAGCAACAAGACCAGAGCCGUCACGCGCCUGGGCCCCUACAGCCUGGACAGGACCAGCCUCUACGUCAACGGUUACAACGAACAGCCAGUGACGCGGCCAGUGACGCCCACUCCCACUCGGCCACCAACCACACCUCCAGGCCUCGAGCGUUUCACCGUCAACUUCACCAUCACCAAUCUCCCCUACGAUUCCGACCUGCACGUUCCUCACUCGGCCAAGCUCAACAGCACCCAGAGGGUCAUGACCACCUUGCUCAACCGCCUUCUCAAGGACACCAGCAUUGGCCCCAAUUUCCUUGGAUGUGCAACGACAGCCUUCAGGUCCCUGAGGCAAGGCGACAACACAGGCGUGGACCUCGUCUGCAGCUACAGGAAGGAGCCCUCCAGCCCUGACUUGGACAGGGUGGGCCUUUACCACGAAGUGAGCAACAAGACCAGAGCCGUCACGCGCCUGGGCCCCUACAGCCUGGACAGGACCAGCCUCUACGUCAACGGUUACAACGAACAGCCAGUGACGCGGCCAGUGACGCCCACUCCCACUCGGCCACCAACCACACCUCCAGGCCUCGAGCGUUUCACCGUCAACUUCACCAUCACCAAUCUCCCCUACGAUUCCGACCUGCACGUUCCUCACUCGGCCAAGCUCAACAGCACCCAGAGGGUCAUGACCACCUUGCUCAACCGCCUUCUCAAGGACACCAGCAUUGGCCCCAAUUUCCUUGGAUGUGCAACGACAGCCUUCAGGUCCCUGAGGCAAGGCGACAACACAGGCGUGGACCUCGUCUGCAGCUACAGGAAGGAGCCCUCCAGCCCUGACUUGGACAGGGUGGGCCUUUACCACGAAGUGAGCAACAAGACCAGAGCCGUCACGCGCCUGGGCCCCUACAGCCUGGACAGGACCAGCCUCUACGUCAACGGUUACAACGAACAGCCAGUGACGCGGCCAGUGACGCCCACUCCCACUCGGCCACCAACCACACCUCCAGGCCUCGAGCGUUUCACCGUCAACUUCACCAUCACCAAUCUCCCCUACGAUUCCGACCUGCACGUUCCUCACUCGGCCAAGCUCAACAGCACCCAGAGGGUCAUGACCACCUUGCUCAACCGCCUUCUCAAGGACACCAGCAUUGGCCCCAAUUUCCUUGGAUGUGCAACGACAGCCUUCAGGUCCCUGAGGCAAGGCGACAACACAGGCGUGGACCUCGUCUGCAGCUACAGGAAGGAGCCCUCCAGCCCUGACUUGGACAGGGUGGGCCUUUACCACGAAGUGAGCAACAAGACCAGAGCCGUCACGCGCCUGGGCCCCUACAGCCUGGACAGGACCAGCCUCUAUGUCAAUGAUUACAAUGAACCACAUGAUCUGUCAUUGGAAAAGCCAUUCAACACACAAAGCUUGGGACAAAUAAUACAGCAAUUCACAGUGAACUUCACCAUAACCAACCUCAAGUUCACUACAGACCUAGGGAGAUCCCAUUCUGCUAUAUUCAAUUCUACCAAGAAAAUAAUGCAACAUUAUAUUGACCCUCUGCUUCGGAAAAGCAGCAUUGGCCCUGACUUCAUUGGCUGCAAAGCAAUACUAUUCAGGUCAGUGACGAAUAGAAACAGCACAGCAGUAGACAGCAUCUGCAGCUACAGAAAUGGCUCCCAAGUGCCCAAUUUUGACAAAGCUGCAGUUUAUCAAGAACUAAGGACCAUGACAAUCAACAUCACCAAAUUAGGAAUCUAUAAACUGGAUAAGGAGAGCCUCUAUGUCAACGGUUAUAACGAACCACUCCAGAGAUCACAUCUGAGAGUAACUACUGCUCCAAGCCCAACAACCAGCCAUUUCACACUUAAUUUCACCUUGACCAACUUCCAAUAUACUGCAGAUCUGGAUGCACCAAAUUCCCAAAGAUUCAUUUCCACAGAGAAAGUUAUCAAACAUUACAUUGACCCUCUGUUCAAAAGAAGCAGCAUAAGCUCUGUCUACACUGGAUGUAAAGUGAUGAGGUUUAGGUCUGGGAGACGCAGAGGUGACACAGGUGUGGAUGCUGUCUGCAGCUACAAAAACAACGUCAGCAUGGCCAGGUUUGACAGAGAAACAGUUUAUCACGAGCUGAGCACCAUGACAAAUGGCAUCACCAAACUAGGGCACUACAGCCUAGAGAAGAACAGUCUGCAUGUUAAUGGUUUCCACCUCACAGACACAGCUACCACCAGAAAGCCUGUCUUGAAUAAAGCUCCAGCCAUAACAGGAUACAAACUGAGCUUUAGAAUAGUCAAUGAAAACUUAACUAACCCAGACUCUCAGUCUCCAGAAUACAAAGCAGCACUGGAAAGCAUCAGUAAAAAGCUGAACCAAUUAUACCAUCAGAGCAACCUGCAAGACCAGUUCCUAAACUGCAGUAUCACAAGACUAAGGGCUGGAUCCAUAGUGGUUGACUGCAAUUGCUUCUUCCAGCAAGAGCCCAGCAUCAACAGGGCUGUGGUUGAAAGGGCUUUUCAGAAUGGGACUUCAAAUACAACUGGACUAUGGUUGGGAAGCAGCUAUCAGUUGCAAGAAUUCUCAGUAGAUGGCUUGGAACUAGCAAUUCAAGCAGCAACUGACAAAACACCUCUCAGGUCUGAGAAAGAAAGCUUCAGAUUAAAAUUCAGAAUCACCAAUCUUCCAUACUCCCCAGAACUGCAGGACUCCAGGUCACAGAUGUACCAAGAGAACAAAGAGAAAAUUGAGAAAGAGCUCAAUGUAUUCAGAAAUAGUAGCAUGAAGAACUACUUUGCUGGCUGUACCGUGGAGAGUUUUGGGCCAGUCCAUGGGAAACCUUACACAAGCAUCACCUCUGUCUGCAAAUUCACACAUGAUCCCUUCUUAAGGACUUUACAAAAGCAAGAGGUGUAUGAAGAGCUGCAACGCUUGACAGAUGGGUUCACCAAGCUGGGCCCCACCUAUGAGCUGGAUGAGCAGAGUUUAGUGGUUGAAGAUUACUCUUCGCUCUCAACAGCAGAACAAGACUCCAAAAGAUCUGAGCUUCAGUUCUGGGCAAUAAUCCUCAUCUGCGUUUUUGCCCUGCUUGGGUUCAUUCUCCUCCUGUUGUUAUGCUUCCUGAUUGUCUUUUGCCUAAGAAGAAAGUCAGAUCUGUACCAGGUUCAGCAGGGCAUGUACGGUGUGUUCUUCCCACAUCUGGGCACAAAAAUCCAUUGACAGAACAGAUGAAGUAUUGUCUUCACAGACCUGUCAUCCGUUCAUGAAGGAAAAAUGUUUACAAAUACUAGAAAAAUGUUUCUUUAAUAAAUUAUGUUUAGCAUUUUCUCUUGUCUUGGGGUAAAUCUUUGCAUUCUUACCACAAUUAUUUUCAUACUAUGGGAAAUUGCCAACAACACAGUUUCAUCCCAAACCAGAAAAUGCAUCUGUCCCAUCAAGAUCUCUGAUUGAGCAUCGCAUAGUAUAGGGCCUGAUGUCACUUUUAUGGACACUGGGACUUUUCCUGCCCUUACAACCACAGCAGUGCCCAUGAGCUCAGAGCACCACAGCUUGCUGCAGAGCACAGAGGGAGGUGGUGCUGAUCUCUAGGUAAUUAUUCAAUGCUAUCAUUAGACUCUGUGCUGAAAGUGAAAGCACUAGAGUUAAUGAAACCACGAUUAGUCAUUAAUCCUUCCACUGCAGGCAAGGUUUCCAUGCAAACUGCCUUUUUACUUUCAAAGCAAACCUCCUCAGGGCAGGUUGGACCGGUUUACCUCCCAGGUCAGGUUCCUCACUGCAGAGCAGAGCCUGAGGAAUAGAAACCUUUUUGCUUGAUCAAACAAAGGUUUUCAAGCACCCAGGAUUAUGUCAGCAUCACCAGCUUAAAAGCUUUCUGCAGCAGCUUGUGAAAGACUUUGCAGGUUUCUGUGCCACCCACAUGUGACAGCAGCCGCGAUAGCAAAGCUGUGAGCAAAGGACUUUCCAGCUCCAGCUUUGAAGGCUCUAUCCCACAUCUUCCCCACAUCCCAUGUCCCUGCCGUGCCUGAGCACCCCCCUCCCUCUCACCCAAGGAGGUGCAAGGGAAGCAAACAGUGGGACAGCGCAGGGUGCAGAGAUGUGACAGCCAGCACGCACCACACUGCUGUUUUGUAGAGCCAAUUCCUAGAGGUGCUGAGUUUUCUUUUUUUAAAUGCUGUGCCCACAGAGCAGAGCUGCUGCACUGCUGUGAGCUGUGCCACCUCCUGCUCCUCUCCCAGGGCUUUGCCGAGACCAGGAGCAGCUGGCACUUGUCUUAGAGAACACAUCAGCAGCCCCUGUGCUGGCACUGCUGCCCCAUGCAGCCACUGGGACAAAACCUUGCAUUGUCCCCAUGGAGCUCCUGGCAGCACCCUGGGACCAGUACAGACCUGAGAGCACUGGGACAAACUUUCCUGUACCACAGCAAGUUACAAACACUGAUGUAAUUCAGAAAAACCUUAGUUUAGAUGCAGCAUAGCAGCACUUAACACUCUCUGACCUAUUUGAGGGCACUCCAGAAAGCCAAGAAAUCAUCCCAGCAAUACCAUGCUACUCCAUUUCCUGAGGUGUUGCUGCAGACAUGUCCUCUGCAGAAGGAGCCACUGCUGGACAUGUCAAGCAUUCCCCUCUCCCUGGCUCAGCCACCAGUGCUCCCUGGAAAACCAGGGCAUGCAUCAUACAUCCAACCUUACUAACUUCUGCCACCAUGGGCAGAGCAUCCAAACCCAGUCCUGCCAGUCUCCUCCACCCAGCCCCUAAAAGCUAUGCUGCAGUUAACAAAGCUGAAGUACACUUAAGGAGCACCAAGGCAGCCAAGGGCAUUUGAUACCAGUCCAGAUACCUUACUGAAGAGCUGCAGAAAGGAAGCUAAGAGAGCAGCAGCAGCUUGAGCAUGCCAUGGGGAUGGCUGAUACCCUCUGUGGACCUGCUUCCUAAGAGGAAGUGACCUGCACACACCAUGGCACUGCUGAGCAUCCCUGCAUGAUGUCACAAUGCUCUCCCUGUUUUGCUUGGACCUGUGCCUACAUUUGCUAUGGAGCUGUGGUUCACAACCAGAGCCCACAGCAGCUCAUAGUGACACAGGCAGCCCAGCCCUGGCCAUGACCUGGCCUCAGGCACUGCACAGUUCCUGGAAUGGGGCACCACCCGUUCCCUGUGGUGGGGAUUAGUCUGCAGGG